CCGCCGCCGUCGUCGUCGUCGCUGCUGCUGCUGUCGCUGGCGUCGUCGUUGCCCCGACGUCGUCAUCGUUUUCUCUAUUUUCCUCAAUCGCUUUGCCUUUUCAUUUUCAAUUCGCAUAUUUUGCAAACUCUACUUUCAGUUAUUCGCCGAUAAUUGAUGUCAAAGGACGCAGUUGUGCUCCGCGUCCGCUGUUGUCGCCGCCAACGCCAACGCCGCCGACGCCGUCACCGCCUUCGCCUUCGCCAUCGCCUUUGCCUUUGCCUUUAUCGCCUCUCCAGCUGUAGAAGCAUAUCCUGUCGCCAUGCCCAAGGAGGAUCCGUUCGUGAAUCGCGCUCAGCUGCUGAAGGCCAUCAAGAAGUAUCCAGAAAUUUGGGACUCCAACAACAAGCUCCACUUGUGCCGCAGCGUCACAUCGCCCAUGUGGAACGAGAUCGCCGAACAGUUUGGCGGUCAUGUGCCUACAGUCAAACUGCAGUCGAUUUGGAGUCAAAUGAAGUAUCACUACCACAAUCUGGUGCAUCGCCAGAUCCUGCACAAGGAGCGCUUUAACACCAAGUGGGAGCACUUCGAGCCCAUGUCUUUUAUGUACAACAUAACGGUGGCUAAGAUUGUGGGCGCUCAGGCCAACUCGAGCAACUCUGAGGCGAGCUCACCCAACGAGGCCGCUCACCAGGUGGGCGGCUCCCCGCCCGUACUGCCACCGCCCCCCUUGCCGAGUGCUACGCAUGGACGCGGGCGUCCCAGCGGCAGCUUCAGCUGGCUGCAGCCCACAGUCGCAGCGCCGCCAGCAAUUGCACCACAACCCGCUGCCCCCCCAGCUGGCAUCUCCGCCUCGCCGGAGCUGCCUCAUCUCAUUGAGCAGCCGGCAGCGCAUGGCAUGACCUACACCGCCUUCACAGGACUUGUGCCGCCGGCUGCUGUCACCGUGGAGGCAACGACCACGCCCAUGCGCAAACUGGGCCGGCCCAGUUCGUUGCACAACAGCAUGCGCGGCCGCAUCAUCGAUGCCAUUAAGGCGCGCCCUUCCCUGUGGGCGGGGCGCCAGCGCAGCGAAAAGGGACAGGGCCAGAGCCGCACCUCCGCCGUCUGGAAGGAGGCGGCCAACGAGAUGGGUCUAACACCAACACUCAUGCAGACGCGCUGGUCGAUCAUCAAGCAGCGCUACGUGGACGAGCUGCAGAAGGAGCGGCACGCCCAGUAUGCGCAGCAGGGCUUCCGGUCGAAUUGGGAGCACUUCGAGCGCAUGUCCUUUAUGCGGGAGAUGCUGCUCCGGAAGGUGGACGAGCGGGAGCAGACGCGCGAGCACAUUCAGGAGAUGGUCAGCGAGCAGCAGCAGCACCAGCACCAGCAACAACAACAACAACAGCAGCAGCAGCCCCACUCCCUGGCCAUUGGCCACGUCCAGCCGCAGGCGCAUCCCCUGCAGCUCUACCGGCCGCCCGGGCUGGCCGAGCACUCGCAGGACUUGCCCAUCGGUCAGGUGCAGCAGCAACUGGCGCAGCAUGGCGCCCAUCUAAUGCAUUCGCAGCAUCUGCUUCAUCAUCAUCACAACAACAAUCAUCUUCAUCUACAUCACCAGGCGCCCGGGGCGGGACGACGACGUGUCAAGCACGAAUCGGAUCUGGAGUGGGAUCCCUUCGAGAUGAUUCUCCAUGUGCAGGGCAAUGGUGAACCGGCGGCCAACUAAAGCAAGACUGAGAGCAGCAGCAGUAGUAACACAGAGACAGAGAGAGUGGGAAAUAGCGAGUGAGUGAGUGAGAGAGAGAGAGAGACAUGUUAUAAUAUACAACAUAUAUAAUACGAGUAUAUAUCGUCAGAUGUAAAACUAACAGCAUUACAAUCCAAUUUGUAUUUCCAAUUUUUCACUUUUCAAUCAAAUAAAAACAUCACAUGAAACAAAA
Messenger RNA from Drosophila mojavensis, 1901 nucleotides. Its product is annotated as myb-like protein Q. The record is from RefSeq and is a predicted model, not a curated record. The coding region runs from base 302 to 1687 and encodes 461 amino acids. Gene Ontology annotation, cellular component: transcription regulator complex; nucleus. Gene Ontology annotation, biological process: regulation of transcription by RNA polymerase II. The transcript has 3 exons. NCBI's taxonomy places the organism in Eukaryota, Metazoa, Arthropoda, Insecta, Diptera, Drosophilidae.